AUGGUUGUGGCUACCAUCAUGAUAUUCGAUUCUGCGGGGACUGCGCCCCUCAAGGUUGCAGGUGCUGGCAGCCCGGCGAGGUACUAUUACAUUUUCCUGCUAGCUGGAGGUCUGCUGUUGGGGGCCGGGAUCUUGGUUUGGAUUCGCCGCCGCCGCUCGAAGCGUGAGUACGAAUUGAGACGGGGUGGCCGAAGCCCAGGUGGGGGUGACUUCGAGAUGGGUUCGAGCUCCCAGUGGGCUCUACCACUUCUGCGCAGCCAUCAAGCUGCUGCUGUCGACAAUGGAAAGGCAAAAGUCACCGACCCCGGUAUCACGAUCAACAUCACCACACCAGACAGGGUAUACAACCCUGAGGUCACGCCGUGGGAAGAAUACGAAGGAGCACCCUUCGAUGGGAACAACCGAGGACUGGUGCCCCUCAGAGCCCCUCUUCGACUCUCCGAUGAGGAGCUCGCGCGCCGUCACACUCCCAUCAUUGUCACUGGAGAUGCGAGCCUGUCCACCCCACUUACCGAUACAGACCAGAUACACGGUGCCAAACUACAGCCGCCCGUACAAGUCAUCAAGGAGUGGGUAAAUAAUCUGUCGAGUACUCGUAACUCCUCUCUGAUAUACGGGACCUCUGCGCAAUGGCCACAAUCCCAAUCCUCAUAUCCAAACCACAGUCUCCAAAGGUGA
Messenger RNA from Plenodomus lingam JN3, 678 nucleotides. NCBI's taxonomy places the organism in Eukaryota, Fungi, Ascomycota, Dothideomycetes, Pleosporales, Leptosphaeriaceae. The record is from RefSeq and is a predicted model, not a curated record.